Molecule: messenger RNA, 3242 nt
Organism: Triplophysa dalaica
Lineage: Eukaryota; Metazoa; Chordata; Actinopteri; Cypriniformes; Nemacheilidae
Exons: 16
Coding region: 546-2162 (538 amino acids)
Biological process (GO): cell surface receptor signaling pathway; negative regulation of T cell proliferation; positive regulation of T cell proliferation
Cellular component (GO): external side of plasma membrane
Source: RefSeq, a predicted model, not a curated record
CUCUUUAGAAGUGUUUUAACGUUAUUUUCAUGGGCUCUCUCCCUUACAUUGGUAGAUAGACAUGAUAUUGUCUUCUUAAACCGGUCAAGUUAAUAGACGAAGUCUAUUUUAUGUAGAAGUAGAGAAGAAAUAUAUCUUUAUUUGAUAUAGGUUGUUUUCAAGGCGUCUCCGUUCCGCGUUCAGAACUACUACGCAUGCGCAGAGCAGUGCAUUAUGGAAAAGGUCGUUUCCUGAUGAUUAUUUCAAGGAGACCUUCAAAUAAUGUUUUUUGUUCCGCCGAUCGAUCAUAUCACUUAAUUUUGAUCAUAUAGUCGUCACUUUAUGCGUGCUACACGUUUAUACGUCUCCCUCUAUUCUUUAUCCGAGCUUUAGUGUUAAGUGUCCAGACUUCGAGACCAAGGUGAAAGUAAAAAAGUAAAAAUGAAAGUAAAACUGCGUCUGCCGACAUCUUACAAACAUGAGCGUCCGUCAGGAAGAAGCAAUUUUUUUUGCCAUAAUUUAAAGUAGACAUUUUUGUUUUCUUUAAGGUUUAUGUUUAUUCAAAGAUGCAUUCGUCCAGUUGUUUUUUCAUGCCGAUACUGCUCAUGAUCGCUGAUGGGUUCACAGUGAAGGGUUCCUCAGGUCCUCUGGUUGUUCCUCUAGGAGGUUCAGUUCUUCUGCCCUGUUCUGUUGAUUCACUCUCAUCACUGAAGGAUCUGGAGGUGGAAUGGAAAAGAUCAGACUCACAGACUCUCAUUCAUCUGUAUCAAGAUGGAGAUAUUAAACCAGAAGUCCAGAAUGAGGAUUAUCAUGAUCGAGCUCAUUUCUUCACUGACGACAUUAAACAGGGAAACUUCUCUCUCCUGUUGAUGAAUGUGACAGCUGAAGAUGAAGGACAAUACACAUGUACAGUUCACAGUGGACACGAGUCUCAUGAAACUGUGAUUGAAGUAUCGUUGAACAAUUUUGGUUUGUCAGUUUUACACAUAAUGGUGUUGAUUUUGUGUAUUUCUGCAUGUGGAUCUGCUAUUCUCUUCUGCUCUCUCAUAUACUGCAGAUCAAACAACACAGAUCUCCGUCUUCAGAUGUUUCUGGUCUUCUGUCCAAAUAUCAUCAUGUUUUUUGCUUUUGUCUUUUGGGGUGUUUCAGAAGGAUCUGUGAUUGAAACGGUCUCCUGUUGUUCUCUUUACAUUGUCAGACCUCUCAUGUUACUCUGGGCUGCUCCAUAUGUUCAACAGUUUACAGGCAACAUUAAAACAUGGAUCCUAGAUUACACCUAUGACACAGAAUAUAUUGUUUUCUCAACUGUUCUGUAUUCAGUUCUUUUUUAUUCUGCCUGGAGAAGAGGUCUGAGUUAUGCUGGAUUUGAAGGCAUUAUGAUCAUAGUGCUCUUUGGAUUUGUUCUUCUGUUCUGCCUCUUCUAUAGUAUUUUCAUGUUUGUUAGAGUCACUGGGAUAUUAAGCCAACGGGUGAUUAACAUAUUAAAUGUUCUGGCUGAUAUAUUCGCUGAUGUCCUGCCCUCAUUACAAUUCGUCCUCCUGAUCUACUCUUUUGGAUCAACCAGUGGAGGUUUCUUCAUUGUUGCAGUUUUACCUGUGAUAGUAGCUGUCACAGAUUACGAUUGGGAUCUUACAUGUGGGGAAAGGAUGGGCUGUUCCCCUUUGGUCAGGAGGUCAGUGUGGUCUGUAAUGAUGUUUUUGGUGACUGCACUAAUGAUGUUUUUCUACAUCAUGGCACUGGAAAAUGAAAAAGAUCGAGUUGGAUGGGCCUGUAAAAUAGGAUUUCUACAAGUAUUAUGGACAACUUGGAGCUUUUCCAGGUCAUUUAGAGAUAUAGAUUUUCCUCGCAUCAUGCCUGUGUAUUUGUUUGGAUCAGUUGGUGUUGUUUUAAUCAGCGCAAUCGCUCUGAUGACUGAACUGAUACUGAAAAUAGUUAAUGGUGAAGGUCUAUUAGGGGAUCUGAGAAUCGUCGUGUUUUCCUUAGAAACUCUCUUUGUCGCAUCAGUGCUGAUUUUACUGGUAUUUGCAACAUGGAUCAAACCGUGUCUGCAGUCCUGUCAGGCUAGAGCAAAAUGUAAACGAACCCGAAAACAACCUUCUACAGAUGCAUCAGGAACCGAAAUGAAUCCUCUGAAUACACAAGCUGGAGAAGCUCAGCCUGAUUCAGUGGAAUCACAAACAUGAGAGAAGAUCAUUCUGGAUUCAUCUCAAACACUCAUGAGCUCUGACACACUGAGACUGUUAUUUUAUAUGUAAUGCAGAAGGUUUUAAAACGUUUUUCUUUUUGCAGUUCGAAAAUGGGUGUAAAUAUGUGCAUGAUUUUUUUAUUUCCUUUUGUGAUAAAACAGUUGCUUUUUUAUUAUAUAGAUACAUUUUAAGAUCCGGCUGUAACUUCAAUAGUAAACAUUAAUUUUCCAUUUCUUUUGAUCAGAAUAUGAAGUCGUUUCAGACAGUUUGUAAUGACACUGCAAUCUUAAGCGACUUGUGUUUUUAUUAAGUUCCAAUGAUAGUUGUUCAUGAAGCAAAACAGCAAAAGCAAAUAUAAUGCAUUAAAUUCGAUUGUUAAGACAAACGUUUUUGCAUUUUGAGCUUGGGUUUACACUAAAGCUGUUAAUUCCUCAUGGCAUGAGCGCUUGAAGGUUUUACAGUGAUAUUGUUGAAUCUGUCUGAAAGGAGUUGGAUGACAUCUCAGAGAGCUGCAGGUGCAGCUGCUUUACUGCCAAACUGAAAACAACAGCCUGAAACAGUAAAUAGAUGGAUUCUCUCUCAACUGGACAAGUUGAACUAAGGUUAACAAACAUUUUAUUACAGCACAGGUCAAUUCUGUUUGUAAAAUUAUUAUUUUCAAAUAGGUCCAGAAGACUCAGCUCCAUGAGAGCAGAUCAUUCAUAAACACUAUGAGCUGAGAACUGACUACAGUUCAGUUUUGUUUUAAUGUAUAAUGUACAUUUGGUUUUGUACUGUGAGCUAUUUUAAAUGUUUUCACUCAUGUUGAAAUAGCUGUAGAUAAGCAAUUGGAUUUUAUGGAUUUAUGGAGGUCACUGUUUGUUUAUGAUCAGAGUUCAUGGUUUAAGUCUCAGGUUCACAGUGGUGUCAGUACAGGAUCGAUAAAUCUUCCCGUUUCUGGGUCAUUGUAAAAAUGUAAGCAUGUGUCACAACGCUGCACUUAACAUAGAGUUUUAAAUCAGUUUGCAACCCUGAAGCUGUAAUUCUUUUUUGUAAAUGUUUUGAUGCUGAAUUAUUAAAAAUGUCUUCCAGAUGAAA